CUUUAAUAAGAAAAAGAAAUGAAGAAGAGAGUGAAGAGGGACCCUUUAGCGGAUUCGUUUCUUGCCCGUUUAUGAUCUGUCUCUCUCUUACUCUCUGCAACUUCUAACCUUCCUUAAACACUAUAUAACUCCUUAAACCCCUCCGUUUUUACCUUAAUCACUGUCCAAACAUCAUCCCAUUUAUGUCCAUUAAUCAUUACAGCUCCACUCCACUUUUUUCUUUCCAUUUUGAUCACUCCUUAAACCAGUCUUUAAAGCUCUGAUCAUCCAAAAACAGCAUGAAACUGAAAAAUCAAAGGGUUUCUAUGCAUUUUCCUUUCCUGUAAUUCUCAUAAUCUUUUCAUAAACAGAAAAUUAAUUUAUACCCUUUUGAUCAUAACCCCUUUUUAUUACCACCCACAUUUUGCAUUUCUGUUCUUCUUUUAUAAAACCUUCAAAUGUUUGAUCUUUAUGGUCAGUUAGUAGGAAAUAAAACUUGGGGUUUGAAACUCUUGUGAAUUUUUAGGAAGGUACAAAAUGCGGAAAAUGUGGAGAGAAGGACAUAGAAGGAGCCCUCGUAUAACUGCUUUAGAUGCAAAGAAAGCUCACCCAUCAAGGUCUACUUUUGCUCAAAGGUGUACUGGUUUAGAUUUCAAGAAUCACCAAAGAAAACGACAACGUUUGGAUGCCGGUUCGGGGCCGGGUUCUAAGACCAGAGAUAAGAAGAAGAGGAAGCUUAAACCUCUUCAAGAGGUGGCUUCUGUUGUCAAUGCUCAAGAGGAUCCCGAGUUGAGUGAUGAGCAGAACGCUAAAGAAGUGAGCCUUGAAAAUCUUCAUAUAAAUCAUGAUCCACCAAUUGUGCAGGGUAAACAUAAGCAAAAAUAUGGGGAUCAAACUAGCAAUCCAGGUCAACCACAUGCUGUGAGAUGUGCUUCUCGGAUGCCAGAAAAACGCAUGCUUCAGCUUAUACUUGAUGUGUUACAGAGGAGAGAUACUCAUGAAAUAUUUGCAGAACCAGUUGACACGGAGGUAGAGGAUUACUACGAAAUCAUCAAGGAGCCAAUGGAUUUCGGGACCAUGAGAGCUAAACUUCACGAAGGAAUGUAUAAAAAUCUUGAACAAUUUGAGUAUGAUGUAUUUCUUAUAUCCAAAAAUGCUAUGCAUUUUAAUUCAACCAGUACAAUCUUUUUCAGACAGGCUCGUGCCAUUGAUGAACUAGCUAAGAAGGUUUUUCAUGUUCUCAAAACUGAUCCCGAGAGUUUUGAAUCUGAAUUUUCGGGCACAAGACGACGAACUAAUAGAAGGCCCAAAUGUGAAGUUAAGAGCUCUUCUAAGCUUGCUGCCAACUAUAGAUCAAACAGUGGGGCACUUAAUGUAUCACGAACACCUGUAAAUGGUAUACCAAAUUUAAGAACUACAAUGCAAUAUGACAGCGUUACUACUAUGCAAUUUGAUCUAAGAGAUGAUGAAGUACCUUUUGCUUUUGGAGAUGGUAGAGGAUCUAGUUCUUAUGAAGCCGAUAGACGCUCUACGUAUAGAUCUUCAUUGUCUGACCAUAAUGAGAAUUUAAUUGUUUCGACAGUUUAUAGUAAUUCCAAAUUGCUAAUGCAUAUAAAUCAGCAAGAUAAUAGUUAUCGUAACAGCUUAAUGUCGUUUGUUAAAGAUUUAGGACCAACAGCUCAAAUGGUUGCCGAACGCAAAUUAAAUGGAUGGUCAACUGAAGGUGGCAAUUAUCUGAAUUCAGCUUCAACUCUGUCUAAGGCUUCAAAUUGCAAAAACCACGCCGGAUCCAAUUUUGGUGGGUGGAUACCUGCUGCUACAAAUAUGAAGUCUCAAAAUGUAACUGGUUACGGAGCUGAUAUGCAUGAUGAUUACGAUAAAAGGGAGAAAUCUUGUUCCGGUGACAAAAUGGGAAUCUAUGGCACUUUUGGUAAUGGUGGGAACGCCUUCCGUGCCAUUAGACAAGAAGAGUGGAAUAGGAACGAUUUUGAAGCUGGAGGUGUUUCUAAGAGUAACCAUUUUCAACAGAAUCAGAGUAACUCAUUUGAGAUUGGUUUGCCUUUAUCCAAUAGCAAUGGAAAAAAUCUGCAUUUUACGGUAGCUGGAUUAAACAGUAAGAAGAAUUCAGCACCACUAGAUAUGGAGAAAAGCAAUUCAGAUGGUACAUUGCAACCAGCUUUUGAUUAUUCUCAGCAAAACAUUUUUGAACGCAGGUUAGCGGAUAAAUACAGUUAUUCACCGGCUGCGUGGAGCCUAGAGACCGCGGUGGAUGGCAAAUCAGGUUGUGAUCAUUCAACGGGCAUGGAUAAUCCUAGUUCAGUGUAUAUGAUGGGCUGCCAUGAAGCUGCAGCUGCACGAGAUGCGAGGCAUGAAAUUGGACGUACAACCGAGACAGAAUGGACAUGGAACUCAAACCGAGCUGCGACGCCGGUUUCGCAGUUCAUAUUUGAUCUGCCAUUCUUGAAGGCCAGACUUGAUGAGAUGAACUGUUUUGGGGAGGAUAGAUUAGUGCAAGAAAGCUCGGCAAGAAUGAAUGAGACUUACCACGAUAAUACUCCACAUUACUCAUUAGAUGCUCAGCUCACUCCUUCCUUCAACUUGGCUCUUCAGCUGUAAGAAAAUUGAACUCAUUUCUUGAAAAGAUAUCCUUUGUAUAUAUUAAAAAUUAUCUGCCAUUGAUAUGGGCAAUGACACGGGUUAGCAAAGGGUCGGUUUGAUUAAGAACCGAUUGAUUCAACCAAAACUUAAAAUCUAA
Molecule: messenger RNA, 2734 nt
Organism: Mercurialis annua (annual mercury)
Lineage: Eukaryota; Viridiplantae; Streptophyta; Magnoliopsida; Malpighiales; Euphorbiaceae
Exons: 11
Coding region: 517-2595 (692 amino acids)
Molecular function (GO): protein binding
Source: RefSeq, a predicted model, not a curated record